Pyrus x bretschneideri (Chinese white pear) is the source of this 1103-nucleotide messenger RNA. RefSeq lists its product as uncharacterized. The record is from RefSeq and is a predicted model, not a curated record. The transcript is spliced from 2 exons. Bases 584 to 919 code for a protein of 111 amino acids. Lineage: Eukaryota; Viridiplantae; Streptophyta; Magnoliopsida; Rosales; Rosaceae.
CGGGACUGGUGACGACAGAGAUGAUGAGUCUGAUGACAAUAGAGAUGACGAGAUUGAUGAUGUGGCCGAUGAGGAUGGGCAAGGUGAUAGUGAGGACGACGAGAUGAGAUAAUUGUUCUCUAAUUUCCAAAUGUCUAUUGCAUUUCUAUUAACUUUGAAGUGAAAUGAUCAAGAGAAAUGAUUUUUUGAAUUAUAUUUUUUAUUUGGACAUGUUUUUCCUUUAAUCAUCGGAUUAAUGAAAAAACAUCAAGAAUUGUUGGCCAAAAUGUGGUGAAAAUAAAUGUUCAUAAAUUUUUGCCCUAAAUUAUUAGAAAAAACAAUAGUUGAUAAUAAAAUUAUUGUACAAGACACUGAGGUUCUGUUGUUUCGAUAGACAUUCGAUGGACACAGGCACUUUAUGAGGAGCAUUGACCACUUGGAGGAGCACGGGAGCGUUCAGGAGUUGGUCCAGCAUGUUCUGCCGAGGUUGGGACUCGCACGGUAUGGUGGGCCAAAUGGCCACUCAUUCUUCUUCUCUAACCACGUUGGUACCUAUUACGAGAUGGACGAGGCCAUGGGAUUGCAAUGAAAGCGGUUUGUGGACAUGCUGAGAGCGGUGUACGUUGGUGAUCAGUAUGAUGAGGAGGUGAUGAGAUUAGAAGAGCUAAAUGUGGUUGAAAUCAGAGAGGAUAGCACCUGGUUGCAUAUUGGAUCGGUCUUUAUGGCGAGUUCUGUUGUAGAGUUGGAGCGAGGUGUUUCGGAUGUUAGAGCUGAGCUGCCUUGGACUCGUGAGUACGGGUGCAUAUACACGGCUCCUGAUAUGUUUCCUCUUGGGUGGACUGGAGAGGUACUGGCCGGAGCAUCCUGGGGCUGGGAGUGGGUCCUGGAGUAUGUAACCAUGGCAUAUAUAUCUAGAUUCCUUCGCUUGUUCCACCAUUGACAUAUUUUACCUGAGUGAGAUGCUGAGUAAGGUGCUGUGUAGUGAGUGCUGAUGCUGACUUUUGUCUUCCUGACUUUCCUCCAAGUCCAAUUCUAGGAGUCUAACCAACCAAAUGACCUGACCUAAAUUGUAAUGCAUGACUUCUUCUAACUACUUAAUCAAUAUAGUUAAAAUAUAUUGGCAA